This is a messenger RNA of Peromyscus leucopus (white-footed mouse), 1023 nucleotides long. Its product is annotated as olfactory receptor 10A3-like. Bases 7 to 951 code for a protein of 314 amino acids. The record is from RefSeq and is a predicted model, not a curated record. Lineage: Eukaryota; Metazoa; Chordata; Mammalia; Rodentia; Cricetidae. Gene Ontology annotation, cellular component: membrane. Gene Ontology annotation, biological process: G protein-coupled receptor signaling pathway. Gene Ontology annotation, molecular function: olfactory receptor activity; G protein-coupled receptor activity. The transcript has a single exon.
CCUGCAAUGAGGAGGCAGAAUGACAGCUCUGUGGUUGAGUUCAUCCUCUUGGGCUUUUCUCACCUUCCUGAACUCCAAGCACACAUCUUUGGAGCUUUCUUGGUCAUUUAUCUGAUGACUCUGACAGGAAAUGCGACCAUUGUCACUGUCAUCUUCCUGGACCAGAGUCUGCACAUCCCCAUGUACCUGUUCCUGCAGAACUUGUCUGUGGUGGAAGCGAGCUUUAGCACAGCCAUCAUGCCUGAAAUGCUGGUGGUCCUGAUCACGGAGAAAGCCACCAUUUCCUUUGGGGGCUGUUUUGCACAGAUGUAUUUCAUUCUUCUCUUUGGUGGGACUGAGUGUUUUCUCCUGGGGGCGAUGGCUUAUGACCGAUUUGCUGCAAUCUGCCAUCCUCUGUCCUACCCGGUGAUUAUGAACAAAAGGGUCUUCGUGAAACUGGUGAUGUGCUCAUGGGUCUUGGGCUUCAUGGUGGCUACUGUGCAGACUACAUGGGUGUUUAGCUUCCCCUUUUGUGGUCCUAGUAAAAUUAAUCAUAUAUCUUGUGAAACCCCAGCAGUGCUGGAGCUUGCAUGUGCAGACACGUUCCUGUUUGAAGUCUAUGCCUUCACAGGCACCAUUUUGAUUGUCAUGGUCCCCUUCCUGUUGAUACUCUUGUCUUACAUCCGAAUUCUCUUCACCAUCCUGAAGAUGCCAGCCUCUACAGGGAGGCAGAAGGCCUUUUCUACGUGUGCCUCUCAUCUCACAUCUGUUACCCUCUUUUAUGGCACAGCCUGCAUGACUUAUCUACAGCCCAAAUCUGGGUACUCACCAGACACCAAGAAACUGAUGUCAUUGGCUUACUCUCUGCUUACCCCUCUGCUUAAUCCACUUAUCUACAGUCUGAGAAACAAGGAGAUGAAAAAGGCUGUGGUGAAAUUAUGGGAAAGAAAAGUGAUUUUACAUACCAUCUGAGUUGCUGAGAAGCCAUGUGGUAUUGGAAAUCACCCAAAGAAACUCUACCUUAGAUUAGUAAUUCUUGGAAAA